Messenger RNA from Melanaphis sacchari, 2663 nucleotides. It is a transcript of the gene Shark, whose product is annotated as tyrosine-protein kinase Shark. The record is from RefSeq and is a predicted model, not a curated record. Gene Ontology annotation, molecular function: non-membrane spanning protein tyrosine kinase activity; signaling receptor binding; ATP binding. The transcript is spliced from 3 exons. Gene Ontology annotation, biological process: cell surface receptor protein tyrosine kinase signaling pathway; protein phosphorylation; cell differentiation. Lineage: Eukaryota; Metazoa; Arthropoda; Insecta; Hemiptera; Aphididae. Gene Ontology annotation, cellular component: extrinsic component of cytoplasmic side of plasma membrane. The coding region runs from base 462 to 2522 and encodes 686 amino acids.
UGAAUUGAAUUAAUUUAGACUUCAGUUAUUGUUCAUUCAUUCAAUCGUAUUGUGGUGUGUUUUACACACUCACACACGCACACACAUUCAUAUAUAAUAUAUCAUUUAUAGUAUACAAUAAUAUGCAUUGUGGCAUAACAUUUUCUUUUUGUAUCGACCAACACAUUUCAUGGUUAUUCAUUUUAAAAGAAUAAAAUACAAUAGGUAUACUCAGUAGUCAGUAGUCACUCAUCUGAAUUCGUGGUCGAAAACCUUCCCCGCUCAACAUUUUUAACUAUUAUUAAAUGAUUCGAGCAGCUUCAUCAAGCCAUUGUGAUAUUGUUAAUAUUUCAAGACACUUGUUGAGUUCAAAGCAAUUGGUUCUACGUUCGAGUACGGCUUGGGACGUUUUUUUUGGUGACCCCUUUUGAACAUUGGUGUCAUUUUUCAAUGAAAAAGUGUUAGCCAUUAUCACAAUAACAAUGAACAAUCAUAGUGAAAAUGGUGAUAUUAAUUGGUACCAUGGAAAAAUAUCCAGAGACACUGCUGAAAUUAUUCUAUUAGACCAUGCGGAUAAAGAAGAUGGUCUAUUUUUAGUACGUGAAAGUAAUUCUGCAUCUGGAGACUAUGUACUUUGUGUGUUACAAAACAAUGAAGUAGUACAUUACCAAAUACGACGCCAUGGUGAAGAUGCAUUUUUCUCCAUAGACGAACAAAAUAUAAUGCAUGGGUUAGAAACAUUAAUUGAACAUUAUUGUAAAGUAAAUGAUCCAAGUUUAGGAGUGCAACUGUCCAAGCCAAUUGUUAAAGAUCCUCCACCACAUGAUACUAGGAGACAUGGACGUACUAAUCUCUUGCACAGAGCCAUUACACAAGCUAAUUGCAAAGUCGUUACUGAGCUAUUAAAAUGUGGUUAUAGGAAUUUAGAAGCAAAAAACCAAGAAGGACAAACUGCAUUGCAUUUAGCUAGUCAGAUGGGUCAUGAUCAAAUUGUAGAGAAACUCAUUUCAUGUGGAGCCAACGUGAAUUGUAGAGAUACAGAAGGCUAUACACCUUUACAUUUCGCUUGUCAGAAUAAUUUGUUGAGUACUGUGAAAAUCUUAUUGACAAUUGGUGGAGCGAAUAUUCAACUGAGAAAUUCAUCAACUGGAUGGGUAGCUCUGCACGAAGCAUCAAGUCGAGGUCAUGCAGAUAUUGUGUCUUUGUUGUUGUCCAUGAAUGCACCAUCGAGGCCGCGCACUUUUAAUGAUCUUCUACCUGCAGACCUAGCCCAUACCAAUGGACAUACCGAAGUUGAACGAAUGUUGAAUGAGUUUGUUGCUCCUACGCCUACUUCAAAGAAAGAUCAAUGGUAUCAUGGCAAGCUUGAUCGAAAUGAAGCCACAGAAAUAUUGAAAACAAAAGAUGUUGACGGUUGUUUUUUAGUCAGAAUGAAUAGGAAGAACGACUACGUCUUAUCUAUGAUGUGUACUAAUCAAUGUUAUCAUUUCCAGAUCCAAGAUCGAGAUAAAUAUUAUUUUAUUGACAAUGGGCCAUACUUGAAUUCGUUAGAACAUCUAAUACAACAUUAUACAUUAUUUCCUGAUGGUUUACCGAACAAAUUAGAAGUGCCUGUGAGUCCAGCAGUUAUUCCACCCCUACCUAAAGGAUUUCCGUUUACGUUAAAAAAGCCAAAACCAAAAAUUCAAACUGAAUUUCAAGACAAUAUCAUGAGAGACAAUUUGAUUUUAGAUGAGGUAAUUGGCGAAGGUGAAUUUGGUUCAGUUUACAAAGGAACAUUUCAAAAUCGAGACGGAUUUGAAGAAAAAGUAGCCAUAAAAAUGCUGCGAUAUGACAUGUCUUCAACUAACAAAUCAGAAUUUUUACGUGAAGCUCAUGUCAUGAUGAGUUUAAAUCAUGAAUGUAUUAUUAGAUUGAUUGGUAUAUGUGAAGGCCCACCAUUGUUGAUGGUUCAAGAGCUCAUUGCUCUUGGUUCUAUGUUGACUUACAUUAUCACACACCCUGAACUCAUUAGUCCAAAUUAUGAGUUAAAAAUGUGGGCAGCUCAGAUAGCUUCUGGUAUGUGUUACUUAGAACAAAAACGUUUCGUACACAGAGAUUUGGCAGCUAGAAACAUUCUAUUAGCGGAUAGACAUCAAGCUAAAAUUAGCGAUUUUGGUCUUUCACGUACAUUAAAUGUUGAUAAGGAUUAUUAUAGAGCUUCACAUGGUGGACGAUGGCCAAUUAAGUGGUAUGCCCCUGAAUCAUGCAAUUAUGGAACGUUUUCUAGUGCUAGUGAUGUGUGGAGCUAUGGUAUUACAUUAUGGGAAAUGUUUUCUUAUGGACAGCAACCUUAUGAAAACAUGAAAGGUGUUGAAGUAAUUGGUAUUUUGGAAAAAGGAGAAAGAUUACAAAGAACUCAAAGGUGUCCAGUUGAAGUUUAUAAAACAAUGGAGAUGUGUUGGGCGUAUGAUCCCAAGGAACGUCCGACUUUUAGUCAGCUGUCAAAAAUAUUUGCAUCUGAUUCUGAUUACGAAAAUUUCAAAGAUUUUAUAAAACUCUAAUUUAAACAUAUUAGAGAAAAAAAAGUAAUAAAAUCAUAUUCCUAUUAGUAGUAGAUAAUAAAAAUGAAUAUUUAUGUUAGGUAAAAGACAAUUUCAAACUAUAAUUGAUUUUUUAUUUUUUAAUUGUAACAGAGUUACUAA